AUGGCCACGGCCUUACAAAGUCUGCGUAUGACAGCGCGAUGCUGCUCAUGCAGAAAUAUCACCUCCAGAUACACCAGCAAGGCAAUUGCUCAACGGAGGUUAUUUUCAACCACACCAAGACAGUAUAAAAUCGACCCGAAAUUUAAGGACCUCGAGGAAACAGAACCAGAUGAGGAUGAGUUCAUGGAAGAGAUCGACGAUUUGUUUGAGAAUGCGGGUGCUCGUCAUGCAAAUAAUCUACCAUCGUAUGGAUUCGACGAGGGUUUGAAGAAGAAGUUGAAGCCUACAUUUCUAAACAUGGGAGACCCAGAACCGUUUGAUGAGGACGAUAGAGAGGAUGACCACGAUGAUAUCACGACUUUGGCACAUAUGGAGUUGGAACAAGUUAGAGAAAUCAGACAUUAUAAUAGAUUGGCAGCAUGGGAGAUGCCAAUGUUGAGCAAAUUGGCAAAGCCAUUCGUGCCACCUUCUACGGAAACUCCUUUACGAUUCAGAAAAUUGGUUGGUACAAGACUCAACCCGGAAACAGAUAUUGUCAAAAUGAGUUGUGAGAUGUACCCAUCACAAGCCCAGAAUAAGCGAUAUCUUGGUGAUCUGGUUGAUUCAUUAUUGGCAGAAGCAAAGACUGGUGAUACAUUCGAAGAUGUUCCUUUAGAUACGCGCCAUCAUGUAUUCAAAACGAAGCCGAAAUUCCCCGUGGGAUGGAGAUUGACAGAAGAGAGGAAGAAAGAAUUGGAACAAUAUCGCCGAAAGAUGGUGGAAACAGACUCGAAUCGAGAACAUAUUGGUCAAUUGGUUGAUGGCAUUGAAACGAUUCAGCAGAAAUUGAGUAAUCCUAAAGCAAAGGAACCAGUACCUGAGACUAUCGCGGCUGGAGGGAGGAUAAUUGCCAACAAGAAAGUUGUUGUUAAGAGGUUGGUAUAA
This is a messenger RNA of Sclerotinia sclerotiorum 1980 UF-70, 924 nucleotides long. RefSeq lists its product as hypothetical. The record is from RefSeq and is a predicted model, not a curated record. Gene Ontology annotation, cellular component: mitochondrial small ribosomal subunit. Gene Ontology annotation, biological process: mitochondrial translation. NCBI's taxonomy places the organism in Eukaryota, Fungi, Ascomycota, Leotiomycetes, Helotiales, Sclerotiniaceae. Gene Ontology annotation, molecular function: structural constituent of ribosome. Bases 1 to 924 code for a protein of 307 amino acids. The transcript is spliced from 4 exons.